UGGAAGUGAAUGGGGCUUUCUUAACUAACUGGUGCCAGCUGGGAGGGAUAAAAUGCUGUUGGCCCCAGGUGUCUCUUUCCCUGAUCUCUAGUGAGCAGCCUAGAGGAGCUACAGCCACAGCACUUGCCCAAAGCAAAACAAUUCACAUCAAAGUAAUUGAUGAUGAGGAGUAUGAAAAAAACAAGAGUUUCUUCAUUGAGCUGAUGAGCCCCCGCAUGGUGGAUAUGAGUUUACAGAAAGGAAGACCGUAAGGGUUAAGAUAGUAGAUGAGGAGGAAUACGAAAGGCAGGAGAAUUUCUUCAUUGCCCUUGGUGAGCCGAAAUGGAUGGAACGAGGAAUAUCAGAAGUGGCUGAGAGGAAGCUGACAGUUGAAGAAGAAGAAGCCAAGAGGAUUGCAGAGAUGGGCAAACCAAUACUUGGCGAACACCCCAAACUAGAAGUCAUCAUUGAGGAGUCAUAUGAGUUCAAGAGCACUGUGGACAAGCUCAUUAAGAAGACAAACCUAGCUUUGGUUGUAGGGACACAUUCCUGGAGGGACCAGUUUUUGGAGGCCAUCACCGUCAGCGCAGCAGGUGAUGAAGAUGAGGAUGAGUCUGGUGAAGAGCGCCUGCCAUCCUGCUUUGACUACGUGAUGCACUUCCUGACUGUCUUCUGGAAGGUGCUGUUUGCCUGCGUGCCCCCCACCGAGUACUGCAAUGGCUGGGCCUGCUUCGUUGUCUCCAUCCUCAUCAUUGGCAUGCUCACAGCUGUCAUCGGUGACCUCGCCUCCCACUUCGGCUGCACCAUCGGCCUCAAGGACUCGGUGACCGCCGUUGUGUUUGUAGCCUUCGGCACCUCCGUACCAGACACAUUUGCCAGCAAAGCUGCAGCCAUCCAGGACGUGUACGCCGAUGCCUCAAUCAGCAACGUCACAGGCAGCAACGCCGUCAAUGUCUUCCUGGGCAUUGGGCUGGCAUGGUCGGUGGCGGCAAUCUACUGGGCGUCACAGGGGCAGGAGUUCCAGGUGUCAGCCGGCACCCUGGCCUUCUCUGUCACCCUCUUCACCAUCUUCGCCUUCAUCUGCAUUAGUGUUCUCCUCUACCGCCGGCGGCCCCACCUCGGGGGAGAGCUGGGCGGUCCCCGGGGUUGCAAACUGGCCACGACGUUGCUCUUUGUCAGCCUGUGGCUGCUGUACAUCCUCUUUGCCACCCUGGAGGCCUAUUGCUACAUCAAGGGGUUUUAGGCGGCGGAGAGACAGUGCCGCCGAGGGAGGGACCCCCUCCUCCAUUACCUCACCGGACACCGGCCCUGGAAGCGUGGUUUCACCAGGAUGGACGCUGUCAGCUCGCCGCCCUGACGGGUGCCAGGAUGGGCAGAUCCAUCACAGGACAAAAACGGAAUCCACGAAAACCACCCCAAAAAAUGAUGCAAAAGAAAAGAAAGCAACAAUGGCAAGCGUUUAAAUGGACAAAAUGAAGUGAACCCAGCCACUGACCCCAGUCGAUGUGACUAAGAAGUCUCAGCCAUCUCCCAUGGCCACCUCUCCCACAGGUUCGUUUCCUCUUCUCCGGAGCACCCCUCCACUGUAAGGAGAUGCUUUCUUGUUUUUACUCUUUAGGAAUUGCAGAAGUCUGAUAGGAAAUUUAUUAUUUUUUUUCUUUCGCCUAUUGCUUUUUAGUUUGGGGGGGGGCACAUGGCUUGAUUUUUUUAUUUUUUAUUUUUUUAUUUGUACUACUUAGACAGAAAAAUGUUAUAAGUUUAAAAUCUAAAGCUUCAAGCUGCCGUCAGUGCUGGAAUCGAAGGUGUACUUUUUGAAGCCACAACAGACUCUGACACUGUCAAAGAACUUUUUCACUCUCACAAGUUUCCUCCCCCGCCUCCAUCCAUUUCUUUCUUUUUUUAAGAGCAUCACAGGACUGAUAUAUUUUUAAUACAAACACACACGUACACACACACACACACAGCACACCAGUUCAGUGAUGAAGGCUGAAGCAUGUAGCAUCUCAAUCACCUGCCUGGGCUAAGAAAAAAAAAAAAGGAGGAAAAAAAACCAAAACAACCAACCUUCUAAUAUAAUAUGUAUAAUGUAUAUUUGACUAUGGCAUUUCUCUUUGUGUAACUAACUUUGAGCUUGUGGUACUGCAGGAAGAGAAAAUGAUGUUAACGGGCGAGAGGUAGCGAAAUGAACAGGGGCACAGUGACAGCCUGCUGAGGGGCUGAAGAGUCCGGGAGAUUGCAUAGGCUGCACAAGAUGGUGGCGUGGCACAGCCCUGUCCUGUAGGCCUCACUGGAUGUGGGAGCGAAUCCCAGUAACGCUGCUCUGGUGUACCGAAAUGAGCAGGAAGCCUCUGCGUGCCUCCCACAACUCUCUCAGCGUUGGCCUUCCAGGUUGAGGGUAGGUUUAAACACGCGGGUUGGUGAACAGGAACGGGGUCAUUGUCCCACCCAUCACCCUCCUCACGCUCCAUGGAAAGGACCAGGCUUCAAACUGCUGCCUGCCUGCAGUACUGUGCCAACCCCAGCACAUCCCCGGAGAGCAGACAGGCAGACAGACACACCCUUUUCAUCUGAAGUGCAUUUCUUUUUCAGGAAAAAAAAAAAAAAA
Phasianus colchicus (ring-necked pheasant) is the source of this 2584-nucleotide messenger RNA. Lineage: Eukaryota; Metazoa; Chordata; Aves; Galliformes; Phasianidae. The record is from RefSeq and is a predicted model, not a curated record.